This is a messenger RNA of Saccostrea cuccullata (small rock oyster), 2222 nucleotides long. Its product is annotated as hydroxyacid-oxoacid transhydrogenase, mitochondrial-like. Gene Ontology annotation, molecular function: alcohol dehydrogenase (NAD+) activity; metal ion binding. Gene Ontology annotation, cellular component: mitochondrion. Lineage: Eukaryota; Metazoa; Mollusca; Bivalvia; Ostreida; Ostreidae. The record is from RefSeq and is a predicted model, not a curated record. The transcript has 14 exons.
CAAGCCCGAUGAUAAUUCUAUAAAUAGGUAGAAGUCGCUCCAGGCCAAGAUAUAUUCGAAGAUGGCAGUAAAAACUGCACUAGGGAAUUUCUUUAGGAAGUUUGCACACGUUAGAUUUGGCAAUGCUCAUGGUGCCAUUACUGUCCAAGGAAAAAAGAGUUAUGGAACAUCUGCAGGGGAACAGAAAGAAUAUGCUUAUGAGAUGGCAUGUUCAAAUAUACGAUAUGGAGAAGGGGUCACUAGAGAAAUUGGAUUGGACUGUAAAAAUCAUGGUGCAAAGAACAUUUGUGUUAUGACGGACAGGAACUUGGUUAAGUUGGAGUCAGUGAAGGUGGUCUGUCAAGCUUUAGAGGAUGUUGGACUGAAGUACAGUGUGUAUGAUAAAUGUAGGGUGGAGCCAUCAGAUAAAAGUUUUAAAGAUGCCAUUGACUUUGCCACUAAGGGUAACUUUGACCUAUUUGUGGCAGUGGGGGGUGGCUCUGUGAUGGACACAUGUAAAGCUGCCAAUCUUUACUCCUCUAAUCCAAAGGCGGAGUUUCUGGACUAUGUUAAUGCCCCUAUAGGGAAGGGCCUGCCUGUCACUCAUAAAGUCAAACCCCUGAUUGCAGUGGCAACCACCGCAGGAACAGGAAGUGAGACCACAGGAACAGCUGUGUUUGACUUUUCUGAAAUGAGAGCAAAAACAGGUAUUUCAAACAGAGAGAUCCGCCCCACACUUGGUAUAGUUGAUCCAUUACAUCUCAGAACCAUGCCAGAGAGGGUGACAGCCUACAGUGGAAUUGAUGUUCUAUGCCAUGCAAUAGAAUCCUACACUGCCUUACCAUAUUAUGAGAGAGUCCCCCGUCCUGUCAAUCCAAACCUUCGCCCCGCCUACCAGGGUUGUAAUCCAAUCAGUGACAUUUGGGCAAGACAUGCCUUACAGAUUACCAACAAGUAUAUCAAGAGGGCAGUCUAUGAUGCUGGUGAUAUGGAGGCUAGAUCCAUCAUGCACCUGGCCAGUUGUUACGCAGGAAUUGGAUUUGGAAAUUCCGGAUGUCAUUUGUGUCAUGCCAUGUCUUACCCUAUCUCUGGUCUUGUUAAAUCCUACAUGUCUAAAGGAUAUGAUGAUGAUCAUCCAAUGAUGAUGUAUAGAAUUAUGAAAGGCAAAGAAAUUUUAUAAUCAUUUCAAGUUUUUUUUAUAUAUAAUAUAUGACCAAAGCGGCGUGCCCACUGAUAUUCAACUUCAGGUGUGGAUACAACAAACAAGAGGAAGGAGGAUGCUGGUCUUAUCUUGGCUGACCGACUGAGACAGAUCAUGCAGGACCUGGAGAUGCCAGAUGGACUGUCCAGUCUAGGAUAUACCAAGGAUGACAUUCCUAACCUAGUCAAAGGAACAAUGCCUCAGCAUCGGCUGACAAAGCUUUCCCCUCGUCCUAUAACUGAGGAGAUAAUAACAGGAAUAUUGGAGAAAUCCAUGAAAAACUACUGAGCAUUUACAGUAUAAUGUAACACAGAGAUAGGCAUCCUUCAAUGUGUAAAGGUUUGACAGUGAAUGAAGGGGCUGGAAAAUCUCAGGGUAAUGGAAAUCUGGAGUUGUGAAUAUCCAUAACAAAUGAUUCUAGAGGACCAAUUAUACUAAACAACGAUUAAUUUAUGUAUAGUAAACUUACUUGAUAAAAGUAAGGGAAUAUUUUUAGAGAUAAAGGAAAUGAGAGAUUUCUGUUGUGCAGAUUGUACUCAUUAAUUUCUGAUGGUCUUUUUUGUGCAUGCUGUAUUUUUUAUGUCUAUUAUUAAUCUUAUAGCAAUAUAUUUUUAUUAUAUAUUGGUGCUACCUAAUAAAUAUGUAUGAACAGAUUGUGUAAAUUGUAUCUUUAUAUUGUAAACACCUUUCAAUCAUUUGUGGCAGCCCUAUCAUAUCUUUUAAUCUGUCUUUCAAUCCAUGAAUUUCAUAUACUAAACUUUUCCUUCACUUUUAAAAUUCCCUAAGAUUGUUGCAGCAGUUACAUUUUACAUUUGCAUUAAGCUCGAGUUACAAAAAAAAUUAUAUGAUGAUGUAUUUCGUACAAUUUGCAGAAAAGAGCAGUGUAGGAAAGCCAAUGACCGUAAUAUAGUUUACAGUCAUUAAAAUGUAACAUUUGUAUGCAUAUCUGUGCAAAUCUGCUGAAAAUUGAAUGUACACUUAUGAAAACUUGCUAUUGGUGAUUGUAACUUACUUGAACUUUGAAAAUAAAGCUGUAGUUCGA